GGUGAAAAUCCACAAUUUUCAAGUGGUGUGUGAAACGAGACGCUCUCUCUUAUAUGAAUACAAUGCAAUCUUCCGCGGAAAAAAAAAAGUGGGGAGAGUCUCGGAAGUACAACGGUGGAGCACGAGCCGAAGAGUUCGCUUGCGCUGCAGCGACGGUAGCUAUAGCUGUGGAUAUGGAGCCACGGGCAACGGAGAGGAGCGGGAGUGAGCUUCUGCGAGUGGCCGAAGCUGGCCAGCUGUCGGAAGCCCAGCGACUCAUUGAGGAGGGAUUCGAUGUUUCGUGUCAGGACGAAGGGAACGGAACAAGUGCGCUUAUGCUGGCUGCUUCCAAGGGACACGUGGAAGUAGUUCGCGCACUGCUGGAAGCAGGUGCCCCAUGGAACGCUCUUGACCAGACGGGCCGGUGCGCUGGGGACUACGCCGUUGAGGCACACCAACAAGAAGUCGUCGAUCUGCUGCUGGAUGCCGCUGUCUGUGCAGAGCUGGUGUUGGGAGCCUCAGGGAGACACAUCCGUAAUGAACAAUGCAAAGCAGAAUUGCCUUCGAACGAGAGUUACUUGAAUCAGCGAGUCAAGUACGACGGAGAUAAGCUGAUUGAUGAGGAGAGCAUGGGCGUGAUGAUGGCAUGGGAAAGACCGCUCAUGGAAGCUCACGCACAGGUACAAUUGAGGGAUUACUUGCACACUGCAGUACCAGCUCCGUUGAUGGACGCCGGAGUAGAGUUUGUCGACCUUCACGACUACGUUGCGAAGAUCGAUCGCGAGUUCAAGACACAACGGGACCGGGACAAAUACAGUGGGUUCCAAAGACGGCCAUCGCCGCUCCGAAACUCUUCACAGGGGAUAAGAGAGGUCGACACGUGGUUGAGGGCAGUGCCAGUCUAUGUUAGGUGUAAACUUACCUUGCCGCACGAAGAAGUGCUUGUGGCUGCCUCCUGCCUAGAGGGUAGUGCAACAAGAUGGUUGAGUGGUUUAGUGCAGCUCCAGGGGUAUGGUCAUGACUUCCACGCUUGGGCAGUCACCCAGAAAUUGGAUGACUUCCUUAAGCUGGUGGAGGAAAGGUGGCAUGAUCCUCAGGAGGCCCAAAGGGCCACUGAUGCGAUCCUGACACUGCACACGCGGCAGUUUAAGUUAGUAAGGGAAGCCACGGACGCUGUUGAGCGUCUGAUCUUUGUCCCUGGGGUGCGCUAUGACCCCCAGGUUUUACUCACCUCGUACCUGAGAUGCUUCUCUUUGCCUCUCAGGAACCAGUUGGCAGGUGAGGCCAACAUCAAUAUGCACAACUUUCCUUCGUUCAGCAAGAAGGCCCUAAACCUUGAGGCAAAGAUAGGGCAUGGACAUGCACCCACUACGGAUGGGAGGAAGAAGACACUGCCUCCUAACUGGAAAGCGAAAGGUCGCUUGAUGUUUGUCGACAACGAUGGUUCAACCAUCGAGUUGGACGGCAACUUCCAGGAGGGAGUAGGUUCAGAGGCAGGCAGCGUAGACGCUUCAGAGGGUGGAGUAGUCGCUGUCGUAUCUCAAAAAGGAAAGACGACCGGUAGACGCCGCGGAGGCUCCUGGUCUAGGAGUCAAGUCGACCCCAACGCUCCUCCAUGGGAGAAAGCGGGUCUUACAGAGGACGUGCUGCAUUUACAGGGGCGAGUGCAGCGCCUGAGUCGACCUGUGGAGUCGACCUGUGCCAACAAACAGCGCAUGGUAGUCAAUGACUACCUCCAAGAUAUUGAGCGUUGUUUCCCGUACGUGGGAGGGGAAUUGAGACAUUGCGUCUCGUUCCUAGUGAGCGAUGAACUCCCCAUGGACAUGUUGUUAGGUAUGUGCUACCUCCCUGUGGCACAGCCCCAGUUUGACUUGGACCGAAAAGUGGUCAAACACACUUUGCCAGGUGGAGGGACGGCCAGAUUGCACAAGUUCAAAACUAGUAGUCUGAUCGAGUCCCAUGGAUGCAUGUGUGCGGCCGCGUUCUAUAACUAUUAUAAGCAAAAUCAGGAGGAGGGUAUAUACUUAGUUUAUGUCUCUGCUGCAGGCGAGCCCGUGAAAAUGUCGUUGGAGAUAGAGGGAGUAGUUGCCAAGUACCCUGAUGUAUUUGAAGAGCCUACAGGGGUUGUAGAGAGGGAGGUCGUCCAUGCGAUAGAGAUUAUCGCAGGGUCUAGCAUCUCGAAGGGUAGGAUCUAUCGGAUGUCUCCAAGCGAGCUUGAUGAGCUUCGCCGACAACUCAAGGAACUCGUAGAGAAGGGUUGGAUCCGGCCGAGUGUCUCUCCUUAUGGAUCUCCAGUACUAUUCGUACCUAAGAAGAAGGAGGGCAAACUUAGGAUGUGCAUUGACUAUAGGGGCCUCAAUGCCAUCACUGUUAAGAAUAGAGAGCCCCUACCACACAUCGAUUAUCUGUUAGAUAGAGUGCAAGGGUGUCGGUACUUCAGUAAGAUAGAUCUGAAGUCCGGGUACCAUCAGAUUGCAAUCCGGCCCGAGGAUCAGCACAAAACCGCUUUUCAGACCAGGUAUGGUCUGUACAAGUUUGUGGUGAGGCCUUUCGGCCUUUGCAAUGCUCCUGGCACCUUUCAACACGCUAUGAAUCGGAUAUUCCAUGACUACUUGGAUAAGUUUGUCAUCGUGUACCUCGAUGACAUACUUAUUUUUAGUAAGACUGUCGAGGAGCAUGUUGCACAUUUGGACAAAGUCAGCCUACUGCGACAACACAAGUUCAAGAUCAACGGUGAGAAGUGCGAGUUUGGCCGCACCCGUGUCUUGUACUUGGGCCAUGAGAUAUCUGCGGAAGGGUUAAAGCCCGAUGACGCGAAGGUGGCCAACAUUCGUGAUUGGCCACGUCCUCAGUCUGUGACUGAGAUGAGAUCUUUCUUUGGAAUGACAGACUACUAUAGGACUUUUGUUAAGAACUAUAGCAUAGUGGCCGCUCCUUUGACUGAUCUGACCCGCCUUGACACCCCAUGGGAGUGGACAGAUGAGUGCGAGACUGAUUUCAGACAUCUGAAGCAUGCGUUGAUGCACUACGAGGUCUUGAAACUUCCUGAUCCUGAUAAGCCGUUUAUAGUCACCACGGAUGCCAGCCAAUAUGGCAUUGGCGCCGUGCUCGCACAUCAGGAGGGGCCAAAGUUUAGGCCUAUGGAGUACAUGUCCAAGAAAAUGCCGUCUUAGAAGUUGGCUAAGUCCACCUAUGAGAAGGAACUCUAUGCGGUUUACAAGGCU
This is a messenger RNA of Chara braunii, 3203 nucleotides long. NCBI's taxonomy places the organism in Eukaryota, Viridiplantae, Streptophyta, Charophyceae, Charales, Characeae. The record is from the annotation of a GenBank genome assembly.